Molecule: messenger RNA, 4860 nt
Organism: Melampsora larici-populina 98AG31
Lineage: Eukaryota; Fungi; Basidiomycota; Pucciniomycetes; Pucciniales; Melampsoraceae
Exons: 5
Coding region: 1-4275 (1424 amino acids)
Source: RefSeq, a predicted model, not a curated record
AUGGACCAGCAGCUCAACUUCUUUCGGAUAUCCGCCCCCUCCGACCAACUCACUCUUUUGAUAUGGCUUGUCCUCGAGUCUUUAGCCCAACAUCAAGAACUCACUGAAUCAGAGAAAAUCAAAUUAACUUAUGCACGAUCUCAUGACACCUCUACAAAUGAACCUCAGUCUCUCGCUUCGUCCUCAUCUCCAACCGAGCAUCCUGACUCUCCAGAUCGGCGCUCCGGCUGUAAAAUCACUUUACCCAUCAAUACCAGCUUCUUGAAAACCUAUGGCAUCUCUAAAGUCCUACCUCAGAGUAUCGGUCGCGAUGCAAUCUUAGAGGCGGAGGUCGGUUUGCUCGAGUUACAAAAAAGGCUGGCUGAUUUCAUUGAUCAGGAGUUUGAUGACACCACUAGCGAAAUAUCCACCCUUGAACUCUUUCAUCAACUUCGGAUCCAAUGUGAAAUUUUUUCUCCCUUCGCUGGUGAUCAGGCGACUUCAAAUCGUAGCUCAGCUCAUACUGAUCACAAGCGAACUCCGAAUGACGAUGGCAUCGUGGGUGAGAUUAAAGGCCCCGGUUAUAACCAGCUUGUCAAUCUAGUCAAUCACUCUAUUCCACUUAUGUUGAACCCGAUGGGCUUCGAGGCUCAACUUCGAGCGUAUAGAGCUUUAUACUCUUAUCCGAGCUUGGAACUCGAUGCGUUACGAGGAGGAAUGGGUCGAAAGUGCGCUAGUACGGUGCUUGACGCACGAAUCAUGGUUUACUUUGUUGGUUUGGUUCAAUCGCUUGCGACUUAUCUCUUGAAGGGUGUUGCAACGGUCGUCGAACGCGAUCCGUCUCGGAUGUCUGUGAGGCCACAUGACUUGCUCGUCUUCAUCGGUGAAGAUGAACUCAUGACUGGUUUCUGGGACCUAUUCGAGCUCACCCGAACCAAAGCCUGUAUCGAUCGCAUGGUCGCCGCGACCAGUGGCGGAUCUUAUCAUCAUCGGACUGGGUCCUUUGGCCGCAUCUCUCCUGACACUGUUGACAAGGUGGGCCUCGGGAUUGGCGCUAGUCGUUCAGCAAAUGCCGCACAUCCCAGCCACUACGCCUAUCUGUUCACAAAUCAUCAUCUUUAUAUCUCUGCGCUCCAACGGUCAACAGUUUCUCGAUCUCAAUCGCGCCCCCCUCGCAAGUCUCAUGAUCAAUCUAACCGCGCUCAAUCGAUCGAGACCCAUCGCUCAACUUCGAAUCAUUUAUCAUCAAGUUCUAUCUCGUCUCCCUCCACCACAUCACACCAUGCUCCAAGCCCUGUGAACUCAUUCAGUGCUGCAGUCUAUCAUCAUCCGGCUCAGCGCAAACCGAAUAGUCGUAAUACCAGCCAAUCUUCCUCUCAUUAUACCCAACUUAGCCCCCGUGAUCCUCAGGCAACCGGUAGUCCUGCUCUUGUAACAGUGGGCAUUGUGAACCCAGACGCCCCGGAAUUGCUACCAGGAGCUACACUUAAGCGAACGCCAUCGUUUGGAAAGCGUAGUAAAGAUCGAUCGUCCUCGGCAAUUUCCCGAGAGACUUCUGAUCAUGCCAAGAAAUGGUCUCUCUCCUCCGCAUCUAACCACGGCCACUCGGAUUCUCAGGCGGUCGUAUCUCCUGUAAGCGGUCAUGCGGCAGCGCGCUCGAUGUCUUCGACCUCCCGCUCCUCUGUCGCAUCCUCACAACAAUCUAGAAGGCUCACUGGCCAAGCUUCAUUCUCCAACAUGAAGGCAAUAAUUCAAGGUCAAUCGAGUAGCUCUAGUCGGGUAGCAAGGUCGAGAAGUCGAACGGCAGGCAGUGGCCAUACGAGUAGACAUCAUUCAACUACCAGCCCAGUAUUCGAAGCGUCCAAGCACCCGAUCCCUUCCACCCCAUCUUCCCUCUAUGAAGAUACUGACCACGAUCGACGGGAAUUUCUUACUAUGAGCCCUCAGGAUCAGUUUCGAUCAUUCAAUAUUGAUCCUUCCGCCGAUAGCGCUCAAUCAACAACCGAUCACAAAACUGAAUGGAACCCUAAUAAUAGUAGCAAUGCUACCGAAACUUUAGUCACUCGACCAUCGACCUCCCCAACCAAGCCACUCCAACCUCGAACCGAACGUUUACCGCAACAUCGUAAACGAGUCUCAGAGCAACAGGCUCGCCCCCAUGCCGUAAAACCUGAGCAUCGACACCAUCUCAGUAGCUCGGCCACCGAGGGCACAAAGCCUUUUGAGAGAUUAACUGAAGCUGACGAGGCUCAGGACGGGGAGAGUCAACAAAGUGUAUUUGAGGAUGAUGAUGACGAUAAUUUAGCCCGGCCAGGUAACAUGACGAGUUUGGUGGAAGCAUUAAAGAUUGAUCCGCCAUGGGUCACCCGGACCAAAGCCUCGCUCACUUCGCCGCCAUCGGUUUCGUCCUUGCUCACGGAUUCUCCAGCCCCAUCGACGCAAUCGUUACUGAGAUCCAAGAAGCCCUUGACGUCCUUCUCCAUGAAGAAGGCAAAUACGAGUGGUAAUAAGAAACGCUCAGGUGAUUCGUCGAUCAACCUGAAGCAAAUAAGUCAACCCAGUUCCCUUCUGUACUCAUCUGUGGCGAUUUCUCAAAUGCGGACCGAACCCUUGCCUCAAGCAUCGGAUAAAAUAAAUCUUGACAUGCGCCACCGAUCGCAAAAUUCGACUUACUCAAUGAUCGAAGACAAUGACAAUUCGCCGGCAACCGAUGCGAUCUCAGAUGAAGCUAUCAAACCUCAAAAGCGCGGUCUAAAGUCGUUGUUCGCUAAACUGAAAGGCAGGGAUGACUUACCAACGCUCAUUCGAAGCUCUCAACCUCAAUUUGUUUCGUCGGCUAUAGGUGGUAUCAACCCGAGGGUAAAGGCAGCUGGAGGACCCCACACAGACUUUCACCGGUCUUUGCCUACGCCAUCUCAUACGAGUUCGGCCAUUUUUCCACGACCUCAACCCGGAUCAGCGAGGACUGCUAGGGUCGUAGAUGGGCCGAUGAGAUUGAGAGCACAGAAAUCCUCGCCAAUGAUUUCGACCAAUGCUCAUGCGACAAAAGUCGAAGCUGGACCCCGUUCUGCGACUUUAUUCCCCAACACGGGUUUCGAUCAAUCACAUCAAGAUGGGCCUCGUAGAGCAGUCCCUCAUAGCAUCUCGACGCCCAUUCGCCCAUUUGAUAUCCGAGAAAUGCGCACGCCGUCAAAGUCGCCUACACAUUUGUCAUCUGAUCAGGAUACUCAGUCGCAUCGUAUCACACCUCCAGGCUGGGAAAUGAACAUCGAUGUGCCACCUCCUGUGCCGUCUUUACCAUCGUCAGCGAAAAGUAUCCGCGAAAGCUACGAAAGUGAUCAGAAUUAUAAAGCUAGUAGUAGUAGCAGUGUUGGCCGAUCGUCAGUCGAUCACACAGGCAGCCUUUGCGACACUUCACCUAUCUCGAAAGAUGGCAAGUCUGCUCGUCAAGUUCCAGCGAUAGAAACGUCUGAUGGAGGACAUCAGCAACAGCAACAAGAACUUUUAACUCCUCCAACUGAUUUUGAACAAGCUUUUGUCUACCCUUUUAUUGGAUUAAGUCGAAACGAAAGUCAAACAGUCAAGCAACGAACCAUCACGGCUGGUUCAAAUUCAUCUGAAGCUAGUAAUCAGACCGUUAAAUAUAUGAAUCCAUCGCCAGUUCUUCAUGCUUUACUCGCCUCGCCCAUCUCACCCUUACGACAAGCUUCAGAUCGGAUCGAAAAAAGUGAGCGACCUCGACGAAUAUCAUUAUCCUCUGCCCAUCCUUCCCUCGGAACUACCGCUGGACCUACCUCUACUUCUUCGUGUCGAGAUUCUUCUUCAACUAAUAGUACUUCUUGCACAUCCGAACUCGUGAGGCAAGAAUUUGGUGGUAUGACGAAAGAAGGAGUGGAGGGUACUGAAGUCAUGUGCGAAAGCUCACCGUUUAUCUUACAUAAGAAUUUGAAAUCAAUCGUAUCGCCACGAUCAGCGUCAGGUGUUGGAUCUUCAAGCAUGGCUGGAUUGAACCCUAUGGAGAGAACAUCUGGAAGUGGAGUAGCUGGUGAAGGAAGAAAUCAACAAGAAGUUCAAAAAGGUCGAGAAGGUGAAAUGAAGUCAGCUGAAAUGAGAACUAUUGCAGCUUUGGACCGAGUGAAAGCAAAGAUUGGAAUAUUCAAAAAUGUCGAAGAAGUGAUGGAAGCGAUUGAAGAAGAACAAAGACAAAUCGAAUUAGAAAUAUUACGAAAAGAAACUGAAGAAGAAGAGGAAUUAAGGGAAAGUGAAAGUGUUGUUGGUUGGCUUUUGGAUAGUUAGAAAGCAGAAGCAAGGAGUAUUUGAAGGGAAAACGAGAGGAAUUUUAGAAAAGCAUUAGCUUCUCUUCUUUGUUCCUUAUUUUCCCCUCAGGUUUUUGUGGAUUAUCUUUCAAGAUAUACGGCCUUGUUCCUGGUUUCUUUCUUCCUUGCCGCGGUAUUCUCUUUCUGACUGAGUAGUACAUAUAUAUAUAUAUAUAUUUAAGCCACUUAAAUCUGUUAGCCAUCUUUUCUGGUACCUAUUCAUAAAUAUGUCUGUUGCCGAACUAGUGAAGAAGAAAAUUUUUGUCAGAUCGAUUGAGUUUAUUUAUCUUGUGUGUUUGUGUGUGUGUGUGUGUGUGUCUCUUUCACUUUUCUCAUUUUUUUUAUUGAUAAAUUGUGCAAAAUACUUAUCUCCAAUUUUCUAAUUGUAUUUAAUCCUUGAAACCUCAUUUUUGUUGUUCAAUUCUCUUUUCUUUUGAUCAUACACUAAUAUUUAUAUUUUUCUUUGUCAAGUAUUUAAUUUUUUUAAAAAAACAAUUGUUUUUCAUUUUUGUUAAUCGUUAUCAUCUUUUUUUGAAGCAUAAAAACUUAUUCUUUUGUGAAGAUU